Molecule: messenger RNA, 2436 nt
Organism: Pocillopora meandrina
Lineage: Eukaryota; Metazoa; Cnidaria; Anthozoa; Scleractinia; Pocilloporidae
Source: the annotation of a GenBank genome assembly
AUGUCCAACAUUUCCUUCUGGGAUCAUUUGCCGUGUUCGAUGCUGGAUGCUUACAAGAGUUUGCUACAGAAAGGAAUAGUGAUAACAAUGCAAGUACGUCUCGCUUGACUUGAGGUAGGGUACCAAUCACUAUGUUUGAAACUAUUCUAAAGAGACAGGGUGAUACAAAGCACUUCUUUUAUAUUAAAAAAUGUAGAACGAUGCCUAACAAGACCAAGUUCCUUUCUGUUUUUCACCAAACUAGAGAUUAAAGCUGGUUAGAUACGAGCUGGUUUUCGUUGACAAGUUUAAGCAUAUCAACUUUAAUUUGCUCAUGUGUAUAAGAAAAUUUUUUUAAGUUUUUCAUUGGCAUGUUUCAUGAACAGGCCGCGAUACGUACCAGUUGUGGGCAGAAUUGACAGAGCUGACACGGCAGCAAAAUAAGUGCGCAUGCUCUACAAAUGUGGCGCUUUCUAGGAGAGUCAUUCUAUUGUGAAUGAAUAGUCGGGAAGCAAACAGAAAAUCGUUUUACACCAUUUUGGAUUGAUAUUGAUGUGACCCAAGGGGAAAAUUAAAUGGAGUUUGUUCUUAUGGAAAAGUCUGAAGCAUAGGUAGCAUUAUUUUAGCCAUACUUCAACUGAAACUGAAUUAAAUUUAUUCAGACAGCUCGUUGCGUGUUCCCGUUCCUCAUCCCGCACUGUAAAAGUUGGAUUAUGAAAUCAAGCAAGAUUUUUUCUUGUUUUAAUGCCCUCUGCGAAGAAUGAGAUAUCUAGUUUUACAUCGAAAAACAAUUUACUUCAGAACUUAAAACAAGUAAUAAUUGUGCUUAAAAUAAGCAUUUCUGAAAGAUCUAUAAGUAAUAAUAAUAAUAAUAAUAAUAAUAAUAACUACUUAUAUAGCACUUAUCCAGUCCAGUUCUAAGCACUUUGCGAAGAUAGAAAAAUAAUUCGUACAUGGUAAAAAUAAUUUUUAUAAAGAUGGGUCUUAGGUUUACAUUUAAAAAGAUUUAAAUUGACAUAGAUGGGAUUUCAUCUGGUAGUUUGUUCCACAGUUCAGGGGCCAAAACAGCAAAAGCUCUAGCGACAUAUGACUUGAGAUUAGGGUUGACAGGACUCGGGCGUAGUGCUGGAGAUGACCUGAGCAUUCUUGAAGUUGGGUAACGGCGUAUCAGGUCUUGAAUAUAGAUAGGAGACUGCUGGUGAAGACCUUUGUGGGUGAGCAGAAUUACUUUGAAUUUAAUUUGCUCAGAAACUGAAAGCCAGUGGAGGUUGAAUAAAACGGGGGUGAUGUGAUUGUACGUGGGAAAGGUUGUAAUCAGUUGAGCAGCGACAUUCUGCACUGAUUGAAGCUCUUUAAUAACAUAUUUUGGGGCAUAUAGAAGAGGGUUACAAUGAUCUAACUUGAUCUAACUAACAAAGGUGUGGACUAGAGUCUCUGUAGUUUUAUUGGAUAGCAAUUUUCUUAUAGGGGAAAAGUUUUGAAGAUGAUAGUAGGCAGAUUUACAAACAGAAUUGACAUGAGGGAGCAUUGACAUGGUACUAUGAAAGACAACACCAAUAUUUCUGGAUUGUAUCAGAUCCAAAAUGAAGUGGAGGUAAGGAAUGUUGAGGGCUAUGCUUUGUGUAGAGGUAAAGAAGUUCAGUUUUGUCUUUGUUUAGUUUCAGCUUGUUUCAGGACAUCCACUUAUCAAGAUCUGAUAAGCAUUCCUUAAGUGCUUGCUUUGAAAAAAUUCACUUGAAGUAAGUCUGAAAGGUGUGUUUCACUUCAGCUGUAAUGCUAGAAAUAGGUCAACUGAUACUUAAAUCAAGGAACAAAUAUUUGGUUUAACUUUCUAAGAACAAUGCUUUGGACACUUACAAUGAGUGCAUCCAUCCAAUCAGUCCAGUGAAUGCUUCUGAAGUAUGAAUUAAGAAAAUCACUGCCAAAAAAACGUUUAUAAGCUAUCUUUUGCCCUCAGAAAAAAGGAAAAGUAACCUCAAAUUCAGUUGAAAGGUUAUUAUAUUAAACUUGGAAAACUGAAACAGACACAUAAUGAAUGAUACAUGUGUCUUUGAGUAUUCUGAAAAUGAUCUGGAUAAGCUCGAUCAAAAGUAUAUAUACUUCUGACUGAAAAUAGUGCACAUAUUUACAAACACAAUAGAGGAAUCAUUGUCUGUAAGCUUAAUUUAGACUUUACUUUGAGUAUUACUUUGAAAUUCUUGGUUCUGAGCAAGGGUACACUUUUUCUGUAGUCAAUGGCCUCGUUUCUCUUAGAGGAAGUACUACAUACUACCCAGUCGUAAUGCAGGUGGAUUCAAGGAAGGUGUGGGUGGGUCUAUGAGGAAGUGUAGACAUUGCAUGGCAAAUUUUGAAGGUAUCCAGUCCUUUUUUGAGGAACAGCACUUUCAGCUGCGGAGCUUGGAAGAGUACAUGCAACAUUUGAUGCAAAUGGAAGAUGCUGCCUCUGAGAAUCUUUGA